GCAUAGGAAGGAAGGGAAGGAAAGGAGCUGAGGCAAAUCAGUCGCCAAGCGGAGCCCAAGACAGCGGAUGAACGGAGCCGAACGUGUGUGCUUGUCGCCCUUGUCGUUUUUUUACAGCAGCUCAAAGCGGCGUCCGGCAGCCCCGAAACCCGCCCGAAAAUGAUCUUCAAACUCGUCCAUCUCCUCGGGGUGCUCGUCUGCGGCGGCCAAGCCGCCCUGCAAGUGUCUAUAUCCUUGAACAAAGUGGAGUUAAGUGUCGGAGAAUCCAAGUUCUUCAUCUGCACAGCUAUCGGCGAGCCGGUCAAGUUGGAGUGGUAUAACCCCCAGGGCGAGCGCAUCGUGGCCUCUAAGCGAAUGGCGCUCCACACAGAAGCAUCAAGAUCCAAGCUCGUUAUUUAUAAUGCCAUCAUCGAAGAUGCGGGUAUCUACCGCUGCCAGGCCACCGAUGUCAGUGGUCACACUGAGGAGGCCUCCGUUGUGCUGGAGAUCUACCAGAGGCUGACAUUCCAGGAUGUUCAGUCACCGCAGGAGUUCCGCUAUGGUGAGACAGCAGAAGUUGUGUGUGAUGUCAUUAGCUCCCCGGUGCCCGUGGUGGUGUGGUACUACCAGGACAAAGAGAUCACUGAGGAGCACCACAGCAGGUUCCAGGUGUUGCCAAACAACAACCUGCAGAUCCAUCAGGUGACCAAGGCUGACGAGGGUGUGUACCGCUGUGAAGCCAGCGUAGAGGCACGCGGGGAGAUCGAUUUUGUGGACAUUGCAGUGGUGGUCAAUGUCCCUCCGGUGUUGUCAGUGUUCCAGCAGUCCUUCAAUGCCACAGCUGACUACCAGGAAUCUGUCACCUUUACUUGCAUCACUUCUGGAUCUCCGGACCCCAUAGUCACAUGGCACAGGAAAGGGCAGCAGCUGGAGCCAUCGGACCAGUACAUUUUGAACAGGCUUGAUGGCGGGCGGAGCAUGUUAACCAUCCGCAACAUCCGGCAGGGUGAUGGAGGCACCUACUCCUGCAGAGCCACCAAUAAGGCAGGAUCCCAGGAAAGAGAGCUCUUCCUCAAAGUGUUUGUCCAGCCCCAUAUCACCCAGCUGAAAAACGUGACAGCCGUAGAGGGCAGCGCUGCCAUGAUCUCCUGCGUGGCUGAGGGCGAGCCUCUGCCUGACAUUUCCUGGAGAAGAGCCAGCGACGGUCAGACCUUCGUGGACGGAGACAAGAGCCAGGAUGGGAGGUUUGAAGUUCGUGGGCGUCACGGCAAGUCAGUGCUGACCAUCAGCGGCGUGAGGCUCUCCGACUUGGGUCGAUUUGACUGCGAGGCGCUCAGCAGGAUCGGAGGUCAUCAGAAGAGCAUGUUCCUGGACAUUGAAUAUAUACCAAAGUUCCUGACCAACCACACCGUUUAUUAUUCAUGGGAGGGAAAUCCGGUGAACAUCAGCUGCGACGUGAUGUCCAACCCACCUGCCACCAUGCUGUGGAGGCGAGAGCGCUUCACUAUCUCCACAGAGGGAACCGCCAACAUGAGGGUGCACAGCGCCGAGGGCAAGUCUGUGCUGGAGGUGACUCCUAUGUCCGACAGAGACUUUGGCCGCUACAACUGCACGGCCAGAAACAACAUUGGAGUUCGAUACCAGGAGUUCAUUUUGGCCCAGGCAGUUGCGCCAUCGAAUCCAUACUCAGUUCGUCUGUCAGCUGUCUCCCAGCGCCUAGCGACCGUAACAUUUAUGAAGCCAGACUCUCAUGGAGGCGUUCCCAUCAACUACUAUCUGGUCCAGUACAAGGAGGUGGGCUCACAGGACUGGAGAGAUGUCAAGUCACACAGUGUCCAGACCACAGUUGUGCUGACAGGACUGGAGCCCAACACAACAUACGAGGUUCGAGUGGCAGCUGUCAACGGAAAGGGCCAGGGCGACUUCAGCCACACGGAAACCUUCCAGACCUUACCCAUCCGAGAGCCGAGUCCGCCAGCAGUCCAUGGGCAGAGGGACAUGGGCAGGGCCUACAGGCUGGGGCUGGUCAAGCAGGACGACGGAGGGAUGCCCAUUGUGGAGUAUAUAGUCAAGUACAAGACUGAUAAAGAGGAACAGUGGAUGACCAAGCUCGUUCCAGGUGCGAAGGACCAUGCCUUGCUGCACCCGCUCCAGUGGAACACGAGAUAUGAAGUGGAAAUCACAGCGCGCAACGUGAAAGGCCUGUCGGAGCCCACCUUCUAUCAGUUCUUCAUGCCACAGAAACCUGACAUUACAGCAGAAUCCCUGUUCAGCGGUCUGGGGCUGGGGGCGGUGGUGGGCCUCGGCCUGGGAGCGCUGCUGCUGCUCCUCGUGCUGGUGGACAUCAGCUGCUUCUUCCUGCGUCACUGCGGCCUGCUCAUGUGCAUCACGCGCACCCUGUGCAGCAAAAAAACAGCCACCAGCGGCAAGGGCAAAGAAAUCGAGGAGGGGAAGGCCGCCUAUCUGUACACCUACAACAGCCGCCCAGCCACCCUUUCAACCACAGAAGCUACCGCUGAAGGAAGAAAAUGGAAGAGAGGUUCUCAAGCCAGAUACGAUUGAAAUCAAAGUGCACAGUGACAACAGCAUCCACACAAAGCCCGACGACAGCAAAGCGUAAAAGGGUCGGUCCUCCCGCCACCAAAAGAACAUUCGGAUCACAAGACCAAAACCCAGAGAAACUACAACACUGGAAAAUAGUGGAGUAAAAUACCAUAUCUGUUUAUAGCAAUGCCCCAGAGAAAGGCAUGUGUAAAUACAAAAAAUAAUAGAGAGAAAAUAGAAAGGAAGAAAGUGUCAACCUUUUAGACACCCUGAGUGAUUAAUGUAUCAUGUUCUUACAAACAUGGCAUCAGUGGAAAGCUCUUGUUGAUCAAUGAUUGUAUAUUAUUUUCUGCCUUAAGUAUUAUUUCUCAGAUUCUGUUUUUUUUUUUGUUUGUUUGUUUAUUUGUCUGUUUUAUACCCCACAUGGGAUUUUCAUGCAGUUGAAAGGUGUUUCUAGCACUCUCCUCUUUGAUGUCUCUCAAAAAAGACAAUCACCAGCGGAGGCAUAAGCUGGUACGCUGGUGUGCCCCAAAUAUCUCAAUGCUAAUGCUUUUUUUUUUGUCUUUGUAAGAGCAAUGCAUGGGCUGACCUUCACUGCAGGAUGUCACAGUGAUUUAAGCCUGUUUCCAUGCCUGAGUGUUACUCUACAACAUCCUUUUUAUGCCUGUGAUAGCCAAGCUAGGUGCCUAGCUUACAAAGACAAAUUCUCAGUCAUUGUACUUUAAGCUAGCAGGCUUCGCUAGCACACAGUAAAUAAGUCCUUAAAAGCUCUGACGCUUUAUUGUCUAAAGAAAACUCUUUUGUGAUGCAUUAGUUCUUGGUUGCAUUUCUACCUGAAACAAUAUUAAUUUUUUCCAGAAGACUUUAGACCUAAUAUUUGGUUUGGUUUGAUUUCAGAAGGGCUUUGCGACUCUUUAUAAGUACUCAACAGUAUCCAAAAAUCACAAGAAGGAAGAGUGUGUUGCAGUCUAUGAAGUAUACAGUACAAAAACCACACAUGUGCAUUGAUGUCACUGUUAGCAAAGCCUUUUAAAUUGACGCCGAAUAUUGUUGGCGCUCUUCAGGCGUCUCACUCUCUAACAAU
This is a messenger RNA of Pundamilia nyererei, 3607 nucleotides long. RefSeq names its product neural cell adhesion molecule 2 (gene ncam2a). Gene Ontology annotation, molecular function: protein binding. Gene Ontology annotation, cellular component: plasma membrane; axon. The transcript is spliced from 18 exons. Gene Ontology annotation, biological process: axon guidance; cell-cell adhesion. The coding region runs from base 160 to 2541 and encodes 793 amino acids. The record is from RefSeq and is a predicted model, not a curated record. Lineage: Eukaryota; Metazoa; Chordata; Actinopteri; Cichliformes; Cichlidae.